Molecule: messenger RNA, 9546 nt
Organism: Salvelinus fontinalis (brook trout)
Lineage: Eukaryota; Metazoa; Chordata; Actinopteri; Salmoniformes; Salmonidae
Gene: alms1
Product: ALMS1 centrosome and basal body associated protein
Exons: 22
Coding region: 955-9273 (2772 amino acids)
Biological process (GO): regulation of centriole replication
Cellular component (GO): centriole; centrosome; cytosol
Source: RefSeq, a predicted model, not a curated record
CUCCCGCUCAAGAUUUGCGGGCUUCCUAGCAACCGCCCUUCGAUACGAACUGUGAAGGAAGCGAAGCGCCCCUGGCUCGGAGACAACAGCAACAUGGAGCCUCAAGAGCCAACUUCUCCCGCAGACGAGGCAGAUGUCAACAGAAGGACUGAGUCAUGGUUCCAUCUCCCAGCAGAAGAGGACAGGAGUCAGUUCCUGGGUCUGGAAUUUCAGGACAGUCGUCUGUCACCUGCCCUCGCUCUGCUGCCGGAGUACGACUUCUCGGGAUACUCUCUCUUCCAACAAACAACAGACUUAGAGUUUGCCCCUUUAAGGGGGUCUCCAGACGUGUCUGUAGCCUCUGAGAGGUUUCUGACACCGCAGGCCAAGAAGGGCAGUAGCGGCGUUGUCCAGUCGUCUGACCCUCACCGUGCCUCUCUGUCCCAGCAUCCUCUAGCCUACACCUCCACCCUGUCUGAGCACCCUCUGGGUCACACUUCCACCCUGUCUCAGUCAGAGGAGCGGGCCAGUAGCUGCUGCUCCCUCUCCGAACACAGCAUGUCCCCUGGUGACGGGUUGGGACAACCAGUGGAGGACCGCUACGCAGCCACCGUCAGAGAUAACGAGGGGCAGAAGACUCAUCGUUCUGGGUUACUGGUCGGUAGCAGGGAGGGGAAGAUCUAUAUUAUAUAUAUAUAUAGUAUACUGUAUGUAGACUGUGUAAAUGCCUCUGUCUAUAUUCUGUCUGUAUAUUUUCUCUAUUGCUUGCAUUGCCAUAUCACCAAGUAAAAUUCUGUGUAAAUGUACAUGUCCUUGGGCGAAAUAAAGGCUGUUUCUGAUUCUGAUCACUAGACACGUACCAGUCUCCUUGACCCAGACAGACCUCUGUCCGUGCUCCCUGACGACAACGCUUCCUUCCUCAGCGGGGACAUCCCUGCUAGAAAGCUGCUGGAGCUGCUCCAGAAGGACGUUGGGAUGCCCAGCGGUAGCAGCAGUGCUCUCUCCUCUGCCUCUGAGACCUCUCUCAACAGGACUAACUUCUUUGGGGGAGAAUCCAGGAGUGACAGCUGUGUUUCCAAACCAGGUGGCUUGAGAGAAGAGAGGGAUGUGAGCCAAAGAGUGCAGCCUGACGUCUCACCUGAGCUGCAGCCUGACGUCUCACCUGAGCUGCAGCCUGACGUCUCACCUGAGCUGCAGCCUGACGUCUCACCUGAGCUGCAGUCUGACGUCUCACCACCAGUCACAGGGAGAAGAGAAGGCCCUCAAGGAGGAGCCUCCAUCUCACCUGAGAAGACGGAGAAACUCAAAAGUAAACAGUCUUCGCGGAUGUCGGAAAUUUCCAACAUCACCAUCCGUUCCCUGAGCAGCCAACCGGAUGAAAGCAGUAAUGCGCUCCGCAGGCAGCUCUGCUCGGAGCUAGAGAGGAGUCUGGACUCUGAGCCUGGAGCAGAGACCCAGAGAGGUGCAGGCCGUGGGCCCGUACCCUCCUUACACAGUGAAGUCAACACACCUGACAUUGUCACCAAUACACCUAACGUUUUAACCACUGAAUCCGCCAAAGGGAGGUUGAGCGUGACCAGAGGGCUACUGGACAGUGUGUUAGGGGCCGGGGCCGGGGUCGGGGCCCAGUUUUCAGCAGGGUUCAGUGUGGAGCGAGGUCAUAGGGAGACAGACCUCUGGUCCUCAGGGAACCAGACAGGCAUAGAACAAGACGUCUCGUUCCUGAGCCUCCUCCCCCAGCCCGUGUCCCAGUCCACCCCAGGUGUGUUCCUCCACGCUCCAGUCAGAUCCAGCACUAAGCUGUCUGCCCUCACCUUUAACAUGGAGGUCUCUCAGCGCUCUUCAGGCUCCAGAGUCUCCUCCCAGCCCCAGCCUGCUGUAGUCACCCUGCCUGAUAGAGCCACCCCUGUCCCGGACCCCCCUCUGCCUGCCAGAGAGACAGUACAGGAGCCCUCAGGAAGAAGCCACCAUUCUCUCCCCAGUCUCAACUACCUACAGAAGGUUGAUGCCUGGAAGGCCAACCAGAGUUCAAACAAGAUGUCGCUCUUUGACAACUUGUCUCUUCAGGGCUUCUCCGGGGUCUCUCCCAAGCAGAAGGCCUACGAUGCAGUCUCUGAGUCUCUGACCCGUAUCCUGACUCUUCCACAGCUGGGCAACCAGACCCUCUGCAGGAGUGAAUCUGGAUCCUCCUCCCCUACUAGAGGGGAAGCAGCAGGUAGUGGUCUUCCCGAGAGAGAGGACACAGCAGGGCCUGUAGGAGGGCCAUCCCCCCUGGGCAGGUCUCAGUCUCACUCCUCCCUCAACACAGUGGUCACGUCUAUCCAGAGAGCUCAGCGUGCACAGACGCACACUGACCAGGACAGCAGCCAGACGCAGACAGAGGAGGAGAGCGCUCCAGGGCAGCCCGGGGAGUUGGAGAGGACCCAGGGAGGGUCAGGGUCAGACCGGGUUCAGUCAGGAGGUAGACCUGAACAGCCCGGUGGUGCUCCAACCGAGCCCUCUCCUUUCAUCAGCCUGGGACGCUUCAGUAACGUGUCAUCAAACCGAGACGUCCUCUCCAGCUCCCAGGACAGUGGUCACAGUGGGCAGAACUUUGAGGUGUCCGUCAGGGCUACUUCUUCUGUGGUCAGUCUGGAGGUGGAUAACUAUGCUCCGUACUGGUCCUCCAAACCCUCCUCACCACACAAGGAGAGGGAGCUCAACAUUGAAGAAAGGAUUCCGAUGUACCUUCACAACCUUGGGAUCGACCAAUCUCCUUCUACGAUCCUCAAUCCCUUUGGACCUCGAGGGCCAAUCAGAGAGCCAGAGUUCUCUCCGACUGAUCUGUGCACCAUAAAGGGAUCCACAGCCACUGGCACGCCAACCAAGAGCACACAGCCUUCUGAAGGCGACAGCCCUCAUAAAGGAGAGUUCUCGAGGUCCAGCCUGCUGUCUGUGGCCUCAAGCAUGUCUCUACCUCUCAGUGUAGACAGCCUCCAUCUCCAUCCCAUAAGGAGCCAGGCAGAGAACACCAGGGACUGCCUGUCCCCGUCUCCGGGACCAGACAGAGACAGGUCUUCCAGCCAGGGCAGUCUGAGAAUGGCCCUCUGCCCCCUGGAUAUCUCAGUGGAGAACACAGUGGUCCAGGACUCCCAGCAGGAUCCUCAUUGUCUCCAGCCAUCCUCCCCUGCACCACAGUCCACCCAGCCCCAAGACCUCCACCUCUACCAGCUCCCUGCACCACAGUCCACCCAGCCUCAAGACCUCCACCUCUACCAGAUCCCUGCACCACAGUCCACCCAGCCCCAAGACCUCCAUCUCUACCAGCUCCCUGCACCACAGUCCAAUAAUCAAAAGUACCCUGGCUUGCUUCCGGACCUACAGUCCUCUGCGCCACAACAGAGAGACAGCAGAGUUAAUGUCUCUACCCAGGCUGCUAUAGAGCUGGCAGGGAAGCUUGAGUCCAGUUCUGACAGCUUAUCUCAGUACAGAGACAGGGUCAAAAACAGCUUAUCUCAAAACAAAGAUGGCGACCGAGACAGUUUAUACAGGGACAGAGACAUCUUGUCUCAGUACAGAGACAGAGUAGUAGCAACCUGUCCCCAGGUUAACACCACCAUGGAUCGUAGUAAUCCUGACGAUUCCUUCGUAGGCUCCCAGACUCUGCAGGACAUUAGGCUUUUGCUGGGCCGGGCUGAAAACAUUGUGUCGGGUGGCUCCUCCUCCUCUGGCGCCUCCUCCCACCUCCUCCACUCUGACGACGACAUCAUGCUCCUCUCUCUCAGGAGGAAGAUGGAGGGAUUCCAGGACUCCUCCUUCACCUCCUCCUCUGGUGGGGCCGGAGUGGGGGACCUAAGGAGUCACUCCUCAUUGCUUUGGGCCCGCUCCUCCUCUGACUCAAUGCUACCGGGGGUUAGGAAGAGAGAUGAGAGCUCUGCCUACAGCCGGGAAGGUCAUGUCAGGCUAACCGGAGAAGCAGAGCACCAGUCCACACCCGCCAGAGAGGAGUCUGGGAGACUACUACAGGACAGAGAGCAUUAUGGGAGACCACAGGACAGUUCUGAAGACAGAGAGCAUUAUGGGAGACCACAGGACAGUUCUGAAGACAGAGAGCAUUAUGGGAGACAACAAGACAGUUCUGAAGACAGAGAGCAUUAUGGGAGACCACAGGACAGUUCUGAAGACAGAGAGCAUUAUGGGAGACCACAGGACAGUUCUGAAGACAGAGAGCAUUAUGGGAGACCACAGGACAGUUCUGAAGACAGAGAGCAUUAUGGGAGACCACAGGACAGUUCUGAAGACAGAGAGCAUUAUGGGAGACCACAGGACAGUUCUGAAGACAGAGAGCAUUAUGGGAGACCACAGGACAGUUCUGAAGACAGAGAGCAUUAUGGGAGACCACAGGACAGUUCUGAAGACAGAGAGCAUUAUGGGAGACCACCACAGGACAUCUCCGGCGGUAGCUCCACCUUCCUCCUGACCGAAUCCGUGCGGAGGGCGGAGCCUGAGGGCUGCAGUGCCGGCCUCUCGGACACGAGGAUUGGCCCUGUGCUGUUGUCAGUUAUGCCGGUCAGCCAACCUGGUCCCUCAUUGGGUGAUGCUGUCGGUGGCAAGCUGCAGCAGGCUUCAACAACAACAGUGGGAGGAGGGAACACAGUGCAGGUGGCUCCAGCAGAAGUAAACUCUUCCUCCUCUUCGUCCUCCUGUCCCGUGGGCUCUGAGCAGGGGUGCGGAGGUCUGUCUGAGCAGGGGUGCGGAGGUCUGUCUGAGCCGGCCCAAGGUGUGGAUCAGGGUGGAGAUGCUCUGAGUGAUGGUGGUAGCAGCAGUGGUAGUUCUCUAGCAGCCAGGGUAGCCAGGUUGCUCCAGAGUGAGUCUCCAGCCACGGUGGUGUCCCUGUCCAGCCGAGCUAGUACCGCCACCGCAGACCUGGAGGAAAGCAGAGCCAGAGAGUGGCUGAGGAUGAAGGUGUCGGGGCAGCAGUGUGAAACUCUGGAGCUCAACACGGAGGAUAGACAACGCAUAGAAGAGAUCAAGAGAGAGAUACUCUUUAAACACCCACUAAAGAGCCAGAGGAGCAUGGACACGGACAGCAGUACUGCGUCCAGCCUUGUAGGUCCAGGGGGCCAGCCUCCCUCCCUACCCCAGCCUGAGGAGCAGUUGAGUGCGGAGCAGCAGCAGUUCAGGGCCCUGAGGGCAGCAGAGGACUGUCUGUCCCACCAGCUACAGCAGCUGAGCAGGAACCCGUUUGACGACAGCGUUGAGCUGCGUACCCCUCUAAGGCAGGACCUAGAGGGCCGGGUCAGACAAAUCGCCCUCCGAGAGGGGUUAUACGUCCUCCCUAGAACGCACCCUCCACCCCUCACCUCCAUCACCAUUGCUACCUCCCGCCGCUCCCCCCUCCCCGAGCCUCUACAGGUGUCCCGGUUCACCUUAGAAGGGGUCUCCCAACCCACAGUGCAGGGGUGGCUACCUCAGACACGGCCCCAGCAGCAGGAGAGGGAGAGCACCACCACCUCGACACACUGCUCCAUGUCCAGAGACCCAACCACCAUGACUGGAUCACAGGCCAACAGCAGCAGUCUGUACCCCAGAGACAGAAAGACACGCCUGGGACAGGAGCCGGGCCAGGAGCCGGACCAGGAGCCGGACCAGGAGCCGGGCCAGGAGCCGGGCCAGGAGCCGGGCCAGGAACCGGGACAGGAACCGGGACAGGAGCAGCUGCCUGGUGGAGACCAAGAGAACCACUCUGCAGCUCCUCCUCUCCCUCUAACCCCAGGCAUGUACGGGCAGAUUUCCAGUUCUCACCCCGACGUAGGGCGUCCUGGGUCCAUCAUGGGUUCUGGAGCAGACUGGGUCUCUGGAGCUUGGACCACCAGGACGGGUCAGGUCUCCCACCUCCACCUCACCCUCUCCCCUGGUCCUAAAGGGUCUGAAGAGAGGUCUCGGAGACUUCUGUCCUUUGCUCCUGUCAGACACUCCUCUGCUGUGUCCAGCAGUGUUGACGUAGACGAGAGCCUAGGAUACACCCCCGAGCCUGCCCGGGCCAAUCAGACGGGGUCGCAGGAGAACAGAGAUACAAUUUGGAGACAGGGGCAUGAGACGGCCGACGCCUCAGUUCAGAUCACCACGGGAACGGCAACAUCCACCUUCCCACAAUGCUUCACACCUCCCCAGAGGCUGACUGGUACCGGUCCAUCUAGGCAGGCGGCGCUGUCGGUUCUGUUGCCAUAUAAACCACACGGCAGUGAGGAAAUGUUCUACAUAUCCCAGACACAUACGGACCCACAGCUUUCCCCCGUACGAUCUGACUCCACCAUGGAGAGUUCCCACCCAGGCUCGGACGACGCGGUGCCCCCUCGCUUCAACAUAGAGAUCCUGGGGUCACGAGAGCAGCAGGUGGACCAGGUGGUGGACAGGGGGGUCAACAUCAAACACACAGAGGGUAUCUACAGCAAGAGACAAAGACUGGGAGACAGCUACAGUAUGGAGAGGACAGGUACUGCCGUGCCAGUGGAUGAAGGCCAACCAAUGAUUGACCAGCGUACUCCACAGUCAAUAUGCUUCUCUCAUGUAACAGGAGGGUUAACCAGAGGUCCUGCUAUACCCUCCACCACCACUAGAGGUCCUGCUGUACCCUCCACCACCACUAGAGGUCCUGCUGUACCCUCCACCACCACUAGAGGUCCUGCUGUACCCUCCACCACCACUAGAGGUCCUGCUGUACCCUCCACCACCACUAGAGGUCCUGCUAUACCAACCACCACCACUAGAGGUCCUGCUGUACCCUCCACCACCACUAGAGGUCCUGCUGUACCCUCCACCACCACUAGAGGUCCUGCUAUACCAUCCACCACCACUAGAGGUCCUGCUAUACCAACCACCACCACUAGAGGUCCUGCUAUACCAUCCACCACCACUAGAGGUCCUGCUAUACCAUCCACCACCACUAGAGGUCCUGCUAUACCAUCCACCACCACUAGAGGUCCUGCUAUACCAUCCACCACCACUAGAGGUCCUGCUAUACCAUCCACCACCACUAGAGGUCCUGCUAUACCCUCCACCACCACUAGAGGUCCUGCUAUACCCUCCACCACCACUAGAGGUCCAUCUGGGGCCAUGAGAGACCAUGGAACCUCAAUCACCAUCUCCACACACACCCAGGGGGUCCCAGACACAGACCGCCUUGUCCAGCCCUCCCUUCACUGCAGCCUGGGGGUGGGGGAGGAGGAGCUGGAGGUUUUUCAGCCUCUGCAUGUUGAGAUGGACUAUAGUUCUAUGGACCUCCACCAUCACUACCCCAAAACUCACCAUCUUCACAUGGACCACCAGAUCUCCAACGCUCACCUUGUCCGAACCUCAGCCCCUCACCCAGGGAUGGAGCGAGAGCCGGGGAGGCGGGACCACAGUCUAGCCCAGCGGAGUGGCAGCACUCUGGACCAACUGUGGCGCAGGUUCAGUGAGAGGUGGAGCCUGGAGGAGGCCCGGCCCACCAAUGAGAGAGAGGCGUCCCUGCUGGAGCGGCUGGAGCGUCUGUCCCGCCUCAUCCACAGCACCUCCUCCUUCCUCCCAGAGCCAGAACCAAGGCAGCAGACUGACACCACAGAACAAGAGGGAGGAGGGAGGAGAAGAGAACGGAAGAGUAGUAGGAAGGAGGAAGAGAGAAGAGGAGGUGUUGAGGAAGGGAGGAGAAGAGGAGGUGUUGAGGAAGGGAGGAGAAGAGGAGGUGUUGAGGAAGAGAGGAGAAGAGGAGGUGUUGAGGAAGAGAGGAGAGGAGGAGGUGUUGAGGAAGGGAGGAGAAGGAGAGAGGAGAGCAGCAGUGGACGGAGCGAUCCCGAUGCUAACCCUAACCAGGCUAAGCCUCGUGUUCCGCGCCAGGCCUGGGAACAGCAGGAUGAGGAGGCCGCAGAGGGGGAGGACUGCCCAGCCUCUUACAGCUCUAGCCCCUCCCACCGCCCGGCCCGCAGCCAAUACCUGUGUCCAGCAGAGAGAGAGAGGUCUGGGAGCAUCUCAGGGGAGACCAGCAGCUCCAUGUCUACAAUAGACACAGCCCGACUGGUGAGGGCCUUCGGAGCCCACAGGGUCAGAGGGCUGAAUACAGGAGGGACUAUCUCCAGUCACAGGACCAGCCACAGCCUUAGUAAACUGUACAGCACCAUCCUUCGGCAGAGCAAGGAGCAGAGGAGAGGAGGAUCCAGAGAGACUCCUCAUAUCCCCCCAGUCCCCUCAGAGUCUACUGGCACUGAUGACUCUGUAGUUCCAGCGGACUCUGCAUCAUCAACCAGCACCUACACCCUCCCCUCGCAUCGUGGCCCCUCCCACUCCAAGAAGGCAGUCAGACAUGUCAGUAAAGGCGUACAGGCAGGGGACCUGGAGAUUGUGAGUAACGGAACGCGUCGCCACACCCGUGACGUUGGCACAACGUUCCCCUCGCCAGGCUCAGCCAGGGGUGCCAGGGUGCUCCCCUCCUCACACUCUGGUAGCAAGAGGGGUAGAGCGGGGGACAGGAGCCCUCCUCCUAAAACCCAGAGGAAGAGGAAGAUGAGCCAACCCUCUGCCAAGCCCUACUACCCUCAAGGUGUAUCAUGGCACAUCCCUGCUGAGGACCUGAGAGCUGAGGGCAGGAAGGAGAACAAUCCAGAGGAGCAGCCUCCCCAGGGCCCGGCCUGGUUUGAACCCUACAGCAGAACCACCCGGCCCUGGAGAGAACCGCUCAGACAGAGACAAAUACAGGACAGGGAGAGACUGACAGACAGACUACAGACCAAUCAGCUAGAGGCUGACCGGGACAGACCCAGUGAGAGGCAGCACAUCAAGCACAGCAUCAUCACCCCUCCUGGGCCUGAACCCACUGGUCACGCCCCCGCCGCUCUGGUCCGCAUCUCUCUCCAGGAAGCUCUGGAGCUGCGCCGGCCAGAGUUCGUGUCUCGGUCUCGGGAGAGGGUGAAGCGUCUGCUGCUGCAGGUGGAGGAGAGGAAGCUGCAGGUCGUCUUCAGCAGAGAGAGAAACGAGCUCUUCAACCAACCCAGAAGACCAGGGAGACUGUCCCGACCUGCAGGCACAGCGGAGUUUCAACGAGCCGUUCCAAAGAAGGAGAUGGUGCAGAGGUCUAAACAACGGUCAGGUCAGGAACAGGAAGCAGACUCUAACAACAGGGGGGCCAGGAGGAGGAGGAUGUAUGAGCAGCUGCCAGAGGUGCAGAGAAGGAGAGAGGAGGAGAAGAGGAGAGAGGAGUACCGCUCUUACAGACUCAACGCUCAGCUCUACAACAAGAGAAUCACCAACAGAGUCCUGGGCAGACAAACCCCCUGGCAGUGAGCGCCACACCGAGGAGGUCUUCUACCCUUUAUUCCAUGUACGUGUGCUGUGAAUAAAAGUAGUUCAAUCGUUUACAUUUUUUUUUUUUACAUUUUAUUCCGAUCUGCUGCAAAGCUUACAUUUUGUUCACGUUUAACACAUCAUGAAGAGAAAAGUCAAUAAUUUAUCUGUUUCUGAAGAGACAAGGCUUUAGUCCUACCAGUUGAGUGUGUAUUUAAAUACUUUUGGAUUAUAGUUUUUAUGACCAUAAUAUAAAUAAACAUGCUUUCUACA